CCAUCAGGCUACAGACCAGCCGCGUUUGCACUCACUCCAGUUCCAGCUCCAGCUCUUGUAGCCUCCGAGAUACCCACGUUACUUACUUACUUACGUAUGUAUGUAGGUACAUGUGCUGUAGGCCGUGUUCUAUCUUAGUGGCACAUCAUCAUAUUGUGACAUCGUCUCCCCCGGAGCUUUCACCACAGCUACAGUCCAUCAUCACAACGUCUUCCACGCCCCUCCCCGACAACCCUACAUAUUUUAAACAAUCCCGCUCCUUGCGCAUAACUCUCAGCUUUCGAUCAGACUAGGGGCCAAGUACAUCCAGCAAGCAAGCAAGCAAACAAACAAACAUCCACGGCACCAUGAAUGUCGACACCAUUUCCGAUUUCCUCGCCGAUCAGCGCGACGAAGCUCCCGAAGAGCUCCAGGGCCUCAUCAUCCAGUUCGAGAACUUGUGGGAGCGAAAGUUAUGGCACCAGCUCACCGAUGCCCUCGUCGAAUUCUUCGAGAACCCCGCCAGUCAAAAGCAACGCCUACAGUUCUACAAGGUCUUCAUCCUCAAGUUUGCCGACAAGAUCAACCAGAUCAAGCUGGUCGAUCUAGGUCUCAAGGCCGCCGCCGCAUGCAAAGACGACGAUGAGAGAUUGUCCUUCCUUGAAGAUCUCGCCAAAAGGGUCGACAACGAGAGCUCACAAGACGCCUUCGUCUACGCCACCAUCUUCGUUGGUCUCAUCAAGUUGCGCGUGGACGAUGAUGAGGGUGCCAGGAAAGAUCUCGACAAGGCAGAGAAGAUCCUCGACACGUUCGACAGCGUUGAGACAAAAGUUCACGCCUCCUUCUACCGCACAAAUGCAAUGUAUUACAACUCCGUCAGCGACUACGCCUCCUACUACCGCAACGCUCUGCUCUACCUUGCCUGCAUAGAUCUCAAGGACUUGUCCGACAAGGAGCGCAAGCAAAGGGCCUAUGAGCUGGGCAUCGCUGCCCUCGUCUCCGACUCCAUCUACAACUUCGGCGAGCUGCUACAACACCCCAUUCUGGCCUCUCUAUCGGGCGAUGCUGACUGGUUACGCCAACUUCUCAUUGCCUUCAACCGAGGCGACCUGGUAGCUUACGACAAGCUCUCCGGCAACAUCAAGUCAAAUGAGCUACUCGCUGAUAACGAGCAAGAAAUCAGACAAAAGAUCUACCUAACAGCUCUGACCGAGGCCGUCUUCCGGCGGCCCCCUCAUCAGCGCGCCAUGACCUUUGACGACAUCUCCGCCGACACAAGAGUUCGUCCUAACGAGAUUGAGCACUUGGUCAUGAAGGCCCUAAGUUUGGGUCUGGUGAGAGGCACAAUUGAUGAAGUCGACAAGCUCGUCAAUUUCACCUGGGUUCAACCCCGUGUCCUCGACAUGACUCAAAUCGCCAGCAUGAGCGCGAGGCUGGGUGAGUGGGGUGAGAACGUGAACAAGCUGGGCAACUGGAUCGAGGCCACAGGCCAGGAUAUCUGGGCACCGUAAACUCUAACAACGUCUUGUUAAUGUAUGAUGAUGAUAAAACGGCUUGCCAACUACAAGGCGGGCACAGGCAUGGACUUAUGGCUGGCUGAAGCUGAUUAGGAGCCUGGUCUGGCGUAAUUCUGGUCUGUAAGAUAGAUACCAUAGACGAUCAUCCCCGGGUUAUGGCUGGGGUGAGAAAAGCAUAAUGCAGAGCGCAUUGCCCCGUCAGAGCAUGCAUUGCCUAUCAUGAA
Messenger RNA from Truncatella angustata, 1720 nucleotides. RefSeq lists its product as uncharacterized. Gene Ontology annotation, molecular function: structural molecule activity. Gene Ontology annotation, biological process: ubiquitin-dependent protein catabolic process. The record is from RefSeq and is a predicted model, not a curated record. Lineage: Eukaryota; Fungi; Ascomycota; Sordariomycetes; Amphisphaeriales; Sporocadaceae. Gene Ontology annotation, cellular component: proteasome regulatory particle, lid subcomplex; cytosol; nucleus. Bases 348 to 1490 code for a protein of 380 amino acids. The transcript is spliced from 2 exons.